Molecule: messenger RNA, 600 nt
Organism: Exophiala spinifera
Lineage: Eukaryota; Fungi; Ascomycota; Eurotiomycetes; Chaetothyriales; Herpotrichiellaceae
Exons: 2
Coding region: 1-600 (199 amino acids)
Biological process (GO): microtubule-based movement
Cellular component (GO): cytoplasm; cytoplasmic dynein complex
Molecular function (GO): dynein intermediate chain binding
Source: RefSeq, a predicted model, not a curated record
AUGGCACAGACGGGCAAGGACAACCCACAUGGCCCUUCGAUCGAUGCGAUGCUACGCGGUCUCACCGAACGGCCUAACGUGCAGUCUACAUUGAUAUUGUCGAGAAAAGAUGGAUCUAUCAUAAGAGCUACAGGACUAGACUACCCAGAAAAGCAAACGCCUUCGGGUGCAGAUUCUUCCUACAGAUGGAGGUCGUCUCAGCAAGAGCCAAGGUCUGAGGCUAGUGCAGAUGGAACGAACAAGCCAAGUGCUGUGGAGGACACUGGCAGCAGACCACGCCCAGCAGAAGCUCUUGCAGCGUCUGUCUUUCAAUUUGUCACCAGUGCCAGUUUCUUAGGCCAGACACUUGGGAGCACAUCUCGGCAUGUUUCUGGAGUAGAAGCAUCACUCUCAGCAGCAGGAUAUAGCGCAGCAGCUCAGUCACCCAAAAGCGAGGUGGUCGAUGAAGAGUCAGAUAUCCGGGACAGUGAGGACGAAGUUCAAUUACUCCGGCUGCGCAUCAAACACAAAGAGAUUAUCAUUUUUCCUGAUGCCAAUUAUAUUUGUUGCGUGGUCCAGAGAGCAGGUAAAGCAGGUAACACCUCGGAAAGUAGAAGGUGA